AGGAAUACUUCUCUCUUCUGUCAUUUGCAGACAGCAGUAUUUCCGUCCUAACCUAACGACACCUCCAGAGCUACGAUGGCUCGGCAAGCCUCCAAACUCAUAGCCAAUCUGUCGUCGACCCUUUGCCCUAAAAGAUCUCAGCCUUUUUCUCAUUCAUUGUUGCAAUCACGCAACUUCGCCGCGCCGCCGCCUCCUCCGCCUGCCGUUUUUGUUGACAAAAAUACCCGUGUCAUUUGUCAAGGCAUCACCGGAAAGAAUGGCACCUUCCACACCGAGCAAGCAAUCGAGUACGGCACUAAAAUGGUUGGUGGUGUUACCCCGAAAAAGGGUGGAACAGAACAUCUUGGCCUCCCUGUUUUCAACACUGUAGCUGAUGCAAAAGCUGAGACCAGAGCUAAUGCUACUGUGAUUUAUGUUCCUCCUCCUUUUGCUGCAGCAGCCAUUUUGGAGGCAUUGGAGGCUGAGUUAGAUUUGAUUGUGUGUAUCACUGAAGGAAUUCCUCAACAUGACAUGGUGAGGGUCAAGGCUGCUCUUAACCAACAGUCAAAAACACGGCUUAUUGGUCCAAACUGCCCUGGUAUUAUCAAGCCUGGAGAAUGCAAAAUUGGGAUUAUGCCUGGUUAUAUUCAUAAACCAGGGCGUAUAGGAAUUGUUUCUCGAUCUGGCACUUUGACCUAUGAAGCUGUUUUCCAAACAACUCAAGUUGGUUUGGGACAAUCCACAUGUGUUGGCAUUGGUGGGGAUCCUUUUAACGGAACAAAUUUUGUUGAUUGCGUUGAGAAGUUCCUUGUUGACCCUCAGACAGAAGGAAUUGUUCUUAUUGGUGAAAUAGGCGGUACAGCUGAGGAGGAUGCUGCUGCCCUUAUAAAGGAAAGUGGAACUCAAAAGCCUGUUGUUGGUUUUAUCGCUGGGCUAACUGCCCCACCUGGAAGAAGGAUGGGUCAUGCUGGAGCCAUUGUAUCAGGAGGGAAGGGAACUGCUCAAGGAAAAAUAAAGAUCCUUAGGGAAGCGGGUGUGACGGUUGUAGAAUCUCCAGCGAAAAUUGGAACUGCAAUGCUGGAGGUGUUCAAACAAAGGGGUCUUGUUUGAGUAAAAUCUUCACCAUUCAAUUCUUUUCAUUUUCCUUAAAAUGCAGUAAAUGAAGAAGAAGGCAAUGGCUCAAACUCAAAUAAUCCAUUUUUUUGCCAUCUUAUUUACACAUACUUUUGAUCUUCCAUUUCUUAUUUUUGAGUAAAAAAAAUUACACAAAUCUUUUACUUAAAUCCCAUUUACAUCAUUCUACCAAAUAAAUUUAAUUGCAUGUUUUAAAAACCCAAUAAACUUGGUGAAUUGUAGAUGUUGAUUUCUUUACAUAUUUAUCAUGCAUGUAUGAUUGAAAUGCCA
Impatiens glandulifera is the source of this 1383-nucleotide messenger RNA. RefSeq names its product succinate--CoA ligase [ADP-forming] subunit alpha-1, mitochondrial. The transcript is spliced from 7 exons. Gene Ontology annotation, biological process: tricarboxylic acid cycle. Gene Ontology annotation, molecular function: succinate-CoA ligase (ADP-forming) activity; succinate-CoA ligase (GDP-forming) activity. Lineage: Eukaryota; Viridiplantae; Streptophyta; Magnoliopsida; Ericales; Balsaminaceae. The record is from RefSeq and is a predicted model, not a curated record. Gene Ontology annotation, cellular component: succinate-CoA ligase complex (ADP-forming); mitochondrion. Bases 76 to 1089 code for a protein of 337 amino acids.